This is a messenger RNA of Lycium ferocissimum, 2001 nucleotides long. RefSeq lists its product as uncharacterized. Gene Ontology annotation, molecular function: protein kinase activity; ATP binding. Lineage: Eukaryota; Viridiplantae; Streptophyta; Magnoliopsida; Solanales; Solanaceae. Gene Ontology annotation, biological process: protein phosphorylation. The transcript has 12 exons. The coding region runs from base 289 to 1731 and encodes 480 amino acids. The record is from RefSeq and is a predicted model, not a curated record.
GUGGCUUGCGAAGACCCCUUCUCGAAUUCUGCCACGCUAAAACUCUCUUUUACAUUCUUCAAAUUAUUACCAAAUUUCACCUCCGUACACUCUAAAUCCUCAUUUUCCAAUCCUUCACAGAGAUACAGUUGAUGCUGAACUUCAUUCAAUCUCAGCCAUGCAAGUAAUUCACACCUUUUAAGCAACACCACUGCCCAAAAAUUCAUCUUUUCAGACACCCAUUUACAAUUACUAAUCAGUUAUCAAAUAAAAAAACUAAUUAUUGCUCUCAAGUAGAGUAACAUAGCCAUGCUUUUCCAUUUUGAUCUGAAAGAAUUUCAAGAAAAGGUCUCUACUCAGCUCCGACCUUGGCAACGCUCUUUUCAGUUCUGGGUUCGCGCUGCUGAUAUUUAUACUGGUUAUAAAGUAUUUCAGGUAAGAGCAAGUCUGGAGAAGAAUGUGCAGAAACAGGAGGUAAUGUGGGAGAAGCAGCAUGAAGUUGCUGCUGACAAGAUAUAUAGUAUGUGUUCUGAGCUUGGUGGGUUUUUCCUCAAGGUUGCCCAAAUAGUUGGGAAGCCAGACUUGGCGCCUGCUGCAUGGGUAAAAAGGCUUGUUACUCUAUGUGAUCAAGCACCAGCUACACCAUACAAUGUGAUUAGGGCAGUGCUUGAGAAGGAGUUGGGUCAAAGUAUUGAAGAAUUGUUUGAAUAUUUUGACAAGGAUCCACUAGGCUCUGCUUCAAUUGCUCAGGUUCAUCGAGCAAGACUCAGAGGUGACAAGAAUGAUGUUGUCGUCAAGGUCCAACAUCCUGGAGUUCAGGAAUUGAUGAUGACUGAUAUCCGCAACUUGCAAGCCUUUGCUUUAUAUAUUCAAAAGACAGAUGUCAAGUUUGAUCUGUUGUCUGUUACCAAGGAAAUGGAGAAACAGAUUAGCUAUGAAUUCAACUUUGUGAGGGAGGCUGAAGCUAUGGCAAGAAUUCGGCAUUUCCUUUGCCAGAAUAACAAAAAGUCCCCUGUUCGGGUACCUCAUUUGAUAGGAGACAUGGUCAGCAGGAGGGUUCUAGUGAUGGAAUACAUUGACGGCAUACCCAUUUUGAAGCUAGGAGAUGAAAUGGCAAAGAGAGGCAUUCAACCUGAUGGCAAAUUAGCGGCAGCUGCAAAACAGAAUAUCCUUAAAAAUUUGUCACUAGCUUAUGGACAAAUGAUACUCAAGAGUGGUUUCUUCCAUGCAGAUCCUCAUCCGGGAAACAUUCUGAUCUGUAAAGGUUCUGAGGUUGCAUUGCUUGAUUAUGGGCAAGUGAAGGAUCUACCUGAUGAACUGAGACUUGGAUAUGCUAAGUUGGUUCUUGCGAUUGCCGAUAAUGACCCUUUAAGGGCAUCAGAGAGCUACAGGGAUCUUGGUAUUGAGACCUUGAGUAAAUGCGAGAAUGAACAAAAAGAAAUGCUUAGGCUGGCACAAACAAUGUUUGACACAAAAUUACCGCCUGGAGUUACGAUGCUGCAACCUUUCGCAGAAGAAUCUUCAAUAAAAAAAAUUGCUGUUAAGGCCUUUCCAGAGGAACUGUUUUCUGUUCUCCGUACAGUGCAUCUCCUGAGAGGGCUUAGUGUUGGUCUGGGAAUGAAUUUUUCAUGCGCCGAGCAGUGGAGACCCAUUGCUGAAGAAGUUCUGUAUGUUGCAGGAAGACUUACAGCUAAAGAUCUGAAGCAACUACGUAGACGCGGAGCUUCUAGAAGAAGAUUUUGGAGAAGAUAAGUGUUUGAUGUAUGGAAAUGAUCAGUAUGAGCAUACCUGGAAUAUGGUAUUUUUUGUAAUUUAUCCUAAUCAAGUUGAUCCCUUAGCUGCAUCGUUGUCAGAGAUAAUUCUAUUACAGAUUUUUCCUUCUGAGAUUUGUAUUGGCAUAGAAAUAAAGUAUCGUUAAUACAUUGACUACUAACAGUUGUCCCAUUUCUGGAAAAUUGUUAGGUUGUAUCUUAAUUUUAUAUUUGAGUCUUGAAAUGGUCUCAACUCAGCAAUUUUGGUUUA